Molecule: messenger RNA, 5420 nt
Organism: Globicephala melas (long-finned pilot whale)
Lineage: Eukaryota; Metazoa; Chordata; Mammalia; Artiodactyla; Delphinidae
Gene: TUBE1
Product: tubulin epsilon 1
Biological process (GO): microtubule cytoskeleton organization; mitotic cell cycle
Cellular component (GO): cytoplasm; microtubule
Molecular function (GO): GTP binding; structural constituent of cytoskeleton
Source: RefSeq, a predicted model, not a curated record
GCCGCCCUGCCGCCUCGGAGAGAGCCGUUGGUGGGCAGGAAAUACGCAGGCCGGCGCGGGCUCCUGGAUGAAGCGGGACGGCCGCGCUGCAGCAUGACCCAGUCGGUGGUCAUACAGGUCGGCCAGUGCGGAAACCAGAUUGGCUGCUGCUUCUGGGACCUGGCGCUGAGGGAGCACGCCGCAGUCAACCAGAAAGCGAUUUAUGAUGAGGCAAUAAGCAGCUUCUUUAGAAAUGUGGAUACCAGAGUGGUUGGUGAUGGUGGCAGUAUUUCCAAGGGGAAAAUUUGUUCUUUAAAAGCACGAGCUGUCUUGAUUGACAUGGAGGAAGGGGUAGUAAAUGAAAUUCUUCAGGGACCAUUGAGAGAUGUAUUUGAUAGUAAGCAGCUCAUCACUGAUAUUUCUGGCUCAGGGAAUAAUUGGGCUGUGGGUCACAAAGUGUUUGGCAGUCUUUAUCAGGAACAGAUUCUAGAGAAACUCAGAAAGUCAGCAGAGCACUGUGAUUGUUUGCAGUGUUUUUUUAUAAUACAUUCCAUGGGAGGAGGAACAGGAUCUGGACUUGGCACAUUUCUUUUAAAGGUGCUUGAGGAUGAAUUCCCAGAAGUAUACAGAUUCGUGACUUCAAUUUAUCCUUCUGGUGAAGAUGAUGUCAUAACCUCGCCUUAUAAUAGCAUGUUGGCAAUGAAGGAACUUAACGAGCAUGCAGACUGUGUGUUGCCCAUUGACAACCAAUCUUUAUUUGACAUCAUUAGCAAAAUUGACCUCAUGGUGAAUUCUGGAAAGUUGGGUACAGCUAUAAAGCCAAAGAGUCUGGUUACUUCAAGUGCUGGAGCUUUUAAAAAGCGGCAGGAGAAACCAUUUGAUGCAAUGAACAACAUUGUGGCAAAUUUGCUGCUCAACCUAACAAGCUCUGCAAGGUUUGAAGGAUCCCUUAAUAUGGACCUUAAUGAAAUCAGCAUGAAUUUAGUUCCUUUUCCUCAGCUGCAUUAUCUUGUGUCAAGCCUAACACCUCUGUAUACACUGGCAGAUGUUAACAUUCCUUCUCGAAGGUUGGAUCAGAUGUUUUCAGAUGCCUUCAGUAAAGAUCACCAGCUAAUUCGAGCUGACCCCAAACAUAGUCUCUACCUCGCCUGUGCCCUCAUGGUUAGAGGAAAUGUACAGAUUUCUGAUCUUCGCAGAAAUAUUGAAAGAUUAAAACCUUCUCUACGGUUUGUCUCCUGGAAUCAAGAAGGCUGGAAGACCAGCCUGUGUUCAGUACCUCCUGUGGGCCAUUCCCAUUCAUUAUUAUCUUUAGCAAACAACACAUGCAUCAAGCCUACCUUCAUAGAACUGAGAGAGAGAUUCACGAGGCUCUACAGAAAAAGGGCUCAUCUUCAUCACUAUCUACAAAUUGAAGGGAUGGAGGAAAGCUGUUUCACAGAAGCCCUGUCAUCUUUAUCAGCGCUCAUACAGGAAUAUAACCAACUGGAUGCCACAAAAAGCAUGCCUGCCGAGGAGUUACCUAGACUAAGCGUAGCUGUGUGAAAAAGAAACCCCAAAGAUACAAUUUCUUUUUCUUAAUUUCACAUGUUUUGUCCCCUUACCUUUCUAUUUUAGAAUUUUUGUGAUUCAGAAAGGCUGAUUUGUGUUUUUCAUAUUGGGAAGUUUUUGUCUUUAGAGUAGUUUCCAUUUAAUCACAAUUUGUUGAUGAUCCCACUGUGUGAAAUUAGCCAAGUCCUAGUGCCUUGACUUUAAACAUCUGUCUUUCAAAAAGUCGUGUUUUCUAAAAUUGAGAGAACAGAGUUCUUCAGCAUUUUAUUUUAUUUAUAGUCUCAUAUGUAGGCAUUUAUACAGAGAUAAUCAUGUCUUCAGUAAGUCUUGUACAGAUGUAUUUUUUAUAUUUAUUUAUAAUUUAUGUCUUCACAUUCUGUUUAAAUUCUCCUAACUCUUUAAAAGUAAAUACGGGAGUAGAAGAACACAGUAUAAAUAUUUCUAUGUAAUACCCACUAACUUCAGAAAUAGAUUUUAUUACAACUUGAGGUUUCAUUUCUUCUUUGGGUAACCACUUGUUUGCACUCAAAAGAAUCACAAUUUACAAUUAUUUUAACUUGUAUUAAAUUAUUUUUAAAUAUAAUGGUUUUUUAUCAAACCAGUUAAUUUUGUAACAAUAAAUGUCCAUGUUUUUAAACCAUGCUACUUAUCAGUUUUGCUUGUCCCUUUUUUUUUUGGCCAUGCCACAUUGCAUGUGGGAUCUUAGUUCCCCAACCAGGGAUCAGACCUGCACCCCUUGCAUUGGGAAUGUGGAGUUUUAACCACUGAACUGCCAAAGAAGGCCCACUUGUCACUAUUUAUACAAGCAAACAGAACAUUACUAAGCUUGAUAUCCUCUUUGAAACUUUGCAGUAAAUGACUAAUAGUCUAGUGAAAGUGUUCCGGUUACUAUAAAUCUCCAGUUUUAGUCUUCAACAUUAAUUUAUCUUUAAUCACAAUUUAUAUUUAAAAUUCAUAGGUGAUUUAUCAUUUAAGGAAGUAAUUUUGAGCAACAAUUUAUUUUCAAGCCAGAAAAAUCUGUUGGGUGCUUUCUUUAAUGUUAUUUUUUAAAUUUCUUUCCUUUUCAGAGUAAGGAUACUGCUCUUGGUCUUUAUCUUGGAAAUUACAGUAUUUGGUAUAAAUUUUUGGUAUAAAAAUUUAGAUUACAGUUGUCAACAGUGGCCAAAGAAGUUCCAUUUUUUCCUUCCAAAAGAAAUCUUAGUAAACUGUUAUUCAGGAUAGAGCAAUGGAAAUAAUAAAUAUAUUUACAACUUAGUCUUAUUCCUAGUUAAGAUUUAAUCUAGAAAAUCUUGCUCACCCUAUAAUGAUUAUGUGAUUGGAGCCUAGGCUGUAUUGUCAAAGUACAGUUUUAAAACUUUAAUAUGCUUUUUAUAUAGCUUCAACAGAUCAUUUCAGAUUAUUUUAUAGAAUAAAAUGUUCUCUUGUAAAUUGUAUAACGUUUCAUUAUGGAAUAUGUAGAUGGAACCAAAUACUUUUGUAUUACAUAAUUAUACACUUUAAGAGCUCAAUUUUAAGGUUUUCGUAUUUUACAUAUAUUUUUAGGAGAACCUUUUUUAAAGCUUCUAAUGCCUUAAAUACAGUUAUCUGAGAAUUAGCUAGGCAUUCUUACUGUUUUAAACCAAUAAGGCAGAUUUGCCACCCUUUUAAAACCAUUUUAAAUUUUGAUGUAAUGACAUGAUUGACCUUAACUUUUUCCCCAUGUGCUUGGUUUUAUAGGAUCUUGAUCUCAAAAAAUAUAUCUCCUGGAUCUCUGCAGUUUCUCUGACAUACACAAGAUGUAAUCCACAGCAUCUUCCAUUUAAAUGACCCUUCGUUUGGGCAAUCAAACUGAAUGGUAAUCAUUUUAGACUUGUUAGGGACACAGCAUCUUUUAUCCAAGCAUAUCCCACAGAAAGUGGGUUUGUAACUCUGAGUGCUUGAGCAUCCGGAAAAGACAAAUUUUUCAGCUUUGACAGGUUGAAAAGUAGGUUGGCAUGUUUUUCCUUUGGGGAUCUGAAAAGAUAUAUAACGUUAAGAAGUCACUCUUUAAACUUGAUUACAGUAGUUCAGAAAAGCGAUACUUUGUGGACUAUUACAUAAAUACACAGAUAUAAUUUCAGGGCAUUAAUAGUUGCCAUUUAGUGACAUCCAGCCCUUUCUUUUCUGCCUUUAAAAUCCCCUCUCACCAGAGGACCUAGGAAGUCCUCCCUGUGCUUCCUCCAUCAUAUUAUAGGACCCACUCCCCAAUGUUUUUCUGCUAUCUACCCUUGACUUAGUUCCACAAUAAAUGAAAAUUUCUGUUUUAUUUAAUAUUAAGGGCCAAGACUUAAAUUCUCUAAUAUGGCUCAGACAGUUUUAAGUAGAUGGAUAGAUGAAUGAACAUCUUAAUCCCUUUGAAAUUGUCAGCUUUCUAAUAAAUAGGAUAGGGAAUAACUUACUUAGGGAUAAGAUUGGUUUUGUAGCAUUUCUAAAAAUUACUCGAGACAGUCACAGAAGCAGGACCAGCUCUAGUUAUACCAAGAGUAUGUAUUAUUGUAUCAUAGUCCUUUGGCAAGUAGUAGCUAAGCAAAGCAUUUUGGAAAUAGUGUGGUUCCCUCUCCAAGUUGGUGAUACAUAAGAUCAGAACUUCUCUGAUGUUCCUAAUGUUUUUAUAAUUAUGAUGUAGCAACCAAAAUCUUUUAUCAAUUGCUCUGAUUCCACUACAUAAAAUUAAUAUAGGAAAAAGAAGGUAGAAUCUGAAAAGGAUCCUCUCUGGAAAAACAAUAUACAUGGUGGGGUGCCCCAACAAAUCAGGCUGAUCAAGACCCACACUAGUAAGCUGUUAACCUGUUGAUUCUAGAUACCCUAACAUUACCUCUCUGCUUGGUGAAAUUUUUCCCACAAAGUGCAGUUAAUAUCUGCUUUCCUCCAAGAUAGUUUGACUUUAAGAGUUAUAAUGAAGUGGUUUUAUUAAUAAACACUUCCAAAACACACACAUACAUAGACACACACAUACUUUUCAGGAGUUUCAAUAUUGAAUUAUCAUGAAGUUAAAUCUACUUAAACUUUACCUUUACUGUCUUUGAUAUAUUACUGUCACAAGGCUGAAUGUAGCACAGUCUUUUCUCAUUUCUCAUUUCACAGUUGCUGUUUUCAUUGGUUACCCUAUUAGAUAUGCCCAUCCCACAUGUUCUGGAGCAAGGGGUCCACUUCGUUGCUUGCACAAGACAUUUUCUUUUCCAAAUAAGUGGGAGAUUCCUAUAAGCUAAAAUAAAGGAGGAGGGAGUGCAUGUGUAUAAAUAUAUAUGUAUUCAUGUAGGUAGAUAAUUUUUAAUCAUUAUUUUUAAGCUAAUAGUUAAUAGAUCUGAACUUUAUAUAAAGUAAUUCAGAAUAAAAUAAGCUUAUGGUCUAAUUAUUCUCUUUUUCCCACUCCCCAAAUUAUCUUUCAAUCAAGUAUUACAGUGCAGUAUCUUAGGAGGAAUAAAAAUACUUUAUCUUUGAAAAACUGAGUAAAGUACCCAUUUGCUUCUUUCUGCGUAGCCCAUCCUCUGAGUACUAAACAAGCUUAUGCUUUGAUGGAUAUCUGCCUUUUCCCUGGUUCUUGCCUCAUGCUUGAUGUUAUUUUCAACAGAUGUUGAAACAGACAUCAGUAGGAUUAGGGAAUUCAAGAUAUUAAUCAGAACAAGGUGGUCUUACUGUUAAAUUUCGUGAUGUUAAAAUCUAAAAUACAAAAGUUACAUUUGAGAAUUCAGCUAUCAAUGAGACCAGUUAUUUUCUUCUCCACUUUUUAAAAUCUAGUCUUUUAGAAAAUUCUCUACGUUACACUGAACUAAUCUAAAUACUUAUACUAAGUCAUGAAAAAUGUGCAAUCCAUUUUAUUCAGUCAGCUUAACUAUUACAUUCCCUAUGGUAUCAGGCCUAUGGUAUUCCCUCUG